UCCCUAAUUUUUUAUACUAAAUCUCCAUUAUAUUAUAAUAUAAUAUUAUAGGUGAAACGAUUAUUGGAAAAUUUGUGAUAUGCACACAUGUAAAUUAUAAUGCGCAGAAUCCACAGAAUAUUAGAACCAACCCCCACUAUGCUAUCCGCGUGCGUUGUAUCUGCUGACAGCCCUUAUCGCGUUUUCACCCCCUUGGUUUGGUGAAUGGUGCAGACGAUUCGGAUCUCUCGGCAUCCUCUAUACGUUUAUCAAAUGUGGUGGUGAAGUACAGAGUAAUAAUUAACGGCACGUGUUAUUAUAUAAUAGUCAAUACCAAAAAUAUAUACAAAAAAAAAAUAUUAAAAAAAUGAAACAAUUAAUAUUGAGCAAACUGAACAUGUUUCGGUACUAUUAUGCUAUCGUUCUUCAUUCUCAGUGAUUUAUUGAUUUAAAAAAGAAAACAAAAUUGAUAAUAUACUGACGUGCAAUCGGCGCAAGUUGGUUUCGAUUCGCAUCUCUGACAUGAAAGUCGAUCAAUACGCCUUGUUCCUGCUUCACUAUUCCCCUAUAUACAGUCCAAUACAGUCUACAUUUCUUUCUACAUGCGUCUCGGUUGAAUAAUGCAAUGGAGAGCAUGUUUGCUCUCCACCAAAAGAGUCCUGCUGCUGUUUACUUGGGUGCUGUAAGACGUACUCAGAGUCAACACAACAACUCAUUGACAUGUUUACGUUAUUGAUUUGGAAUUAUUGGUAUUUAUGGGCUGGAAUAAUAGCGGGGCUAAUACUAGCCGCUAUAUGCGGUUGCUGGCUGUGGCAGGGACGAAAAACAAUAAGUUGCUCGAAUGGGAGUACAUCAUCAUCUGACAGAAGAUAUUCUUCAGCUGCGUGCUAUCCCCCCCCACAUCAUUACAGUCGAUGCAGUUCAUUCAUUCAAACUUUACCGCCACCAUACAAUGAAGUAACAGCAAAACCAGACCUUUAUCCUCUUGUUAUUGGAUUUGGUGAUGAAGGCAUGGGAAAAGGACCCUCAAGUUUUGUAAUGCGAUACUUUCGAACACUCUCUCACACAAGUACUCUUGAUUCAUUGAGUUCAAGUUUUAUGUGCAAUGUUGUGAAUGAGGCAAACACAAUAAUUCCACCUCCUUAUUCAAUCGAUUCCUGUAACAACAGUAUCGAUGAGUUAUCAACAAUGGAAUGUGAAAGAGGUCAAAUUGCCGAUGCAGGAUCCUUUGUAUCACUGGCUAAUAACCAAACAACCUCUGACAUAUCGAGUCUGGCAGCACAAUCACCAUGUUCUCCGCCACGUGCUACGAGUCCGACCAUUGAAUUACGUGAACUACUUGAUAAAAUUCAACAAUUGCCGUCGCAUGAUUCUUCAAUAAAUCGUAUAAACUAUCAAAAUCGUCCACAAGCAUUGAAUUUUCUAGGAAUUCAAUCACCAAUACAAGAUUUUUACAGUCCCGGAGACUAUAUAAACAGCCGUUUACGGCGUACACGCGGAAAAACCUACAUGCCUCUUGGCCAUCAUCAGAUGACUACAAGAAAUAACAAACCAAAACGCUGGCUAUCAAGAUCGGCUCCAACAACCCCUUCUGGCACAAUGCCCAUGGCUUUCAUACCUGGUGUUCAUAAUCCACUGAGGCCCUCAGAUACUCAUAAUUAUAAUCAUCGUCAGCAGGUAAUUCCUUUGCUCUCGGAACAAGACGAGAACUCCGUUGCACAGAGUGCAGCUGGUUCUCAAUUUACCGAACAUGACGAACAAUUACAACAAUUAUGACCAUUCAUGUCAUAUUGUAUGUUAUAAAUAUUUCAUUUUUUAAUAAUAAUAAUAAUAAUAAUAAUAAUAAUAAUAAUAAGCUCAGAGGAGAACCUCAUCAAUUUUAGCAACUGCAACAAUUUUUUAAAUCAUUUUAUUCAAGACUGUUAUAAAUUCCCAGACGAGAAAAUUAUUUCUCAAUAUCAACAUAUAUUAUUGAGGUUUGAAAAAAAAUUGUCACUCGUAUUAUAGCAAGGUCAAUGGAUUCAAACUGCCCUCCAUUGGUGCCGUAAUUCUUUCAAUUCAAAUCUUUGAGCUCCUUCCAUGAGAGCACAAUAAAAUUAUGAAAUUUCAUACAUCGAGAAUGGAAUAAUAAUCACCUUGUUAUAUGUAAAAAAUGAAAAUAAUAAUAAUAAUAAUAAUAAAGUACGACGGAAAAAAAAUGAAAAGUACUUGUGAUUUUCGGCUCCUGAAUUGAUGAAUUUCCAUGUGCACAUUCUAUAGUAAUAUUGCAGUGCGAUUAAUAAAAACAAAAAACAAGAAAGAUUCAUCAAUUUCAAUUUGUAGGAAAAAAAAUAUAUAUAUAAGUGGGUAAAUAUCCAUGACAAUAUAGGUAAUUAUUAUUACUAUGAAUUGAAGUUUACUGCUCAGUGCACGAAUAACGCAGAAGGAACAACAUGAAUAAAUACGUAUAGAAAUGAAUAAUUUAGAUGAAGGAUAUACGUGCAUUAGGGACAUUGCACAUUAUUAUAUAAUGCUGUCAAAAUAUCACACAAUUGAAUGUGUAUUUCGUGAUCGCAGUUACCAAAAAAACAUAUAGUCGUAGAGCCAAAUGUACUUAUACAACCCUUUAGCUCUACGACGACGAUAAUGACAACAAUAUAGAUAAUAUAGAAUAAGUUAAAUGAUCAUCUCUUUCCGUUGGAAAGAUAAUGUUAUCGAAAUACCUGUGCGUCAAGUAUUGUCAUGUAUUUUUUUAUAAAUAAUAAAUCUAAUACUGUGAAAAAUGUAAUAAAAAAUAAAUUCAAGCUUUGAGAAUUUAAAAGUGAAUAAAUUAAUAGUGGAAUACUAA
This is a messenger RNA of Diachasma alloeum, 2806 nucleotides long. RefSeq lists its product as uncharacterized. The record is from RefSeq and is a predicted model, not a curated record. The transcript has 4 exons. Gene Ontology annotation, cellular component: cytoplasmic vesicle membrane. The coding region runs from base 700 to 1755 and encodes 351 amino acids. NCBI's taxonomy places the organism in Eukaryota, Metazoa, Arthropoda, Insecta, Hymenoptera, Braconidae.